Molecule: messenger RNA, 1273 nt
Organism: Aureobasidium vineae
Lineage: Eukaryota; Fungi; Ascomycota; Dothideomycetes; Dothideales; Saccotheciaceae
Source: the annotation of a GenBank genome assembly
AUCAUCGCUUCCAUAUGGCGUUCCAUAUCCACCAGAAUUGGAUGUCAUGCAAACGUUACGAGAUCCGUUCAAUGAUAAUCUUGAAACUCUGGAGUUUUUGAACUGGGAUAGAGACGCGACAUAUUACGGCGCGCGAGANCAACCCCGGGGAGAAGGUUUCGAGGUCCGGCAUCUCAAUUUCGAUGAUCCAACAGGGAAGUUAAAGUGGUUUCCAGACGAUUGGGACCCCCAGUACAGACUGGGGCCUCCAAACCCCUCAAUACAUUGGGAUGAUCCGAUCCAAAAAUGGGGUUUGCAAGUCCUGGACAAAGCUGGAUUCAUCAAUCUCGAUUUGGACAUCGCUGACUCAUAUAUGGACCCCAUUGGUCGUUUUUCUACUAAAAGGAAUCCCGCGAAUCGGCAGGACUAUCGUAUACAUCCGGCAUUCAGACAGGAUUGCUGGCAAGGAAUCACUGAUGAGGAGUACGACGCGAUCACACCAGCUCUCCUCUUAGCAAGCGCGAUGCUCGAUGAGCCCAGUACACUUUGUCUUUUCCAUGCCAUGUCAGCUCAGUCGAGUGAGAUGAUUGCCUUUGAGGAUCCGGUUCUGAAGACGUGCAGGAGACUUCGAGUCCCCGAAACUUUGACGGAAGUCGACCAAUUGCUAACCUUCCGCAACAUCAGUGCUAUGCGGGAGUACACCAGCUUUUUCUGGGAUUCAGGUGACGUAAUACUGCGAGAUAGAAAUAGCCUCGCAUGCACUAUACCUCGUCUGCAGGAUGGCAAGUUCGUCCCUGCCGGACUGCCUCACACUCGCCGGUCUGCAAUUGCAUUGAACAAAGAAUUCUAUCAGGCCCUGAACAUGCAUGGUCAGAAGGACAACAACGACAUCUAUAAGACGUUCUUCGAUCAGACAUUAGACUUGGCAGGUGUCCCCGAGACUCACAGGCCUUCCACUGGCGAUUCUCAGUCCGCCGCGUUGCGCACUGCUCUUCUCUUCGCAGCGGAGUUGAUGCAUGAGUUUGCCCAUGCCUUCUUUAUGGCGCACUACCAGUGGCCAGAAUACAGUUCGCCACCGGAGCCGUGGGUGGCGGAUAACCGAAACAACGAAUUGGGCCACGCCAUGGUAAUUCACCUUUUUGGGGGCGUGGUGACCUGUCCCAAGUUCGAGUUUCAUGACAAAGCUGCACAUGAUUCAGAGUGGUUAAAACAGGAUGCCUUUACACCAUUCGGGCUUUGUUUCACGUCAAAGUGGGAGCAGUGGGCCAGUUCUGGCAAAUUCUUGGGCGGAUUC